GCAGCAGAUUUUGAUAAUUAGGUUAAGGUUAGGAAAAGGGUUAGCUAAAAUGCAACAAAAUUUAACUUUUGACGUAAAUUUGACAAAAUAUGGAUACCUUCUAGCCAUGAACACAAAGAUGGUACGGUAGGACCCCUGAAUUUAGAAGUAUUUUCAGUUGCCUGCAGCAUUAUUUUUUCUAAAUUGCGUUUUCCUUGGUAGGGUAUCGUUUCAUCGAAAACGAAUCACAGUUUAAUCUUUUUUUUUUAUGAUCUCUUUAUAAAACAGUGUAUGGACGUUGCAUCUACAGAGGGCUCUUGAGCGAGUCGACUCUUUAUUUGCCUUAUUGUUUUCCAGGCUAAAUGUUUGAUGCUAAGGAAUCGUUGAAAACUGGUUGAGACUAUUGCAAACGCUAGCGUAGAAUCAUACUCGUAAUCGGCAUCUAAGAAGUCAAACUGAGAUGAUCGACAUUCUCGAAGCGAACUCUCGACUAAAAAGUAACAUACGGGUUAUCAUCGUAGAACUUGAGCGAUAUAGAUAGCUAUCGUGAGCAGGGUAGUGCUAGCUAACUUGAUAACAAACGUUUUCUUAUUUGAUUGGACGUCUCUGGUGAAUUGCAAUAAGACAAAUACAUAACAGCUAAGUUAGCAUACUAUACUAAGAAUAUAUAUCGAGACAACAUCACCAUAAUCGUCAAUGUUUUUGCCUCGGAAGUUGCGUACUAGCUAGCAUGUUAGCAAUGGUAUGUUAGCUAGCGGGGGUUUGAAUGUUGACUGACGCUUAGUUAUAAGGCCUAAAACGGCUAUUGAAAAUUGUAAAGAAGAUUAACAUUCCCUUAUGCGCCAUUGUUAGGUUAAUACAAUCUGUUAGGUUACUACAGUAGUUAGCCGAGUUGUAUUGAAACUCAUUAGCUAACAUUAGCUACGCUAGUGUAGAGCUGGGACGCUUUGGGCGUUUAGUCAGAAUGCCAGAUACACAACGACUAUGUCGGAAAAAUUGAUGUAACGCACAGCCCUUCUAGACAUCAAAUUUGUCACAUCUAGCAAUUGUGACUGUUCUAUGUAAACUGACAGCUGCAUUAUUGCAUUAAGUUAAUGCAGUUUUGCACCAUCAUACCGUUUGAGGUUUUGGUGCCAGUGCCGUUAAAUUGCGUACAUAUAUCCACGUUUGAACUGGAUUGAGAUAGCAAGUCACUAUCAAUCGUCUUGCAAGACAUAAAAUGUCAGAAAACCAGGGCAAUGUGAACAAUAACGUCCCGCUAAAUAACAAUGGCGGGGCGAACAGAAUACGAAACCCUAAUAUCAACCAGAACCCACUCAUAAAUGUUAGAGACAGACUUUUCCAUGCCCUAUUCUUCAAGAUGGCAGUUACCUAUGCCAGAUUGUUUCCACCAUCUUUCAGAAGAAUCUUCGAGUUCUUUGUCCUGUUGAAGGCCCUGUUUGUGCUCUUCAUCCUGGCCUACAUUCACAUCGCCUUCUCCCGCUCGCCAAUCAACUGCCUGGAGCACGUGCGGGAGAAGUGGCCGCGUGACGGCAUCCUGCGCGUGGAGAUCCAGCGCAACUCGUCGCGUGCGCCCAUCUUCCUUCAGUUCUACGACAAUGACGGCUUCCAGGGCCUGGUCAAGGAACCAGAGGGAGAGGGAGAAGGAGGGCUGGGUCUGGCCGCGCUGCACCACGAGGAGGAGGAGGAGGAGGAGGAGGAGAUGACCCUGGAGAUGUUUGACAACAGCUCUGUGAGGUUUGAGCUAGACAUCGAGCCGCGGCUGAAGCCCUCGCUGAGUGGCAUCGGCCUUGGGGGAGGGGGCCUCAACAACAGCCAGGACCUCUCCUUCAGCCAGUCGCCCACUAAAGGUAUGCAGCCGCUGAGGGAGACAGUCUCCGAGAUUGAGAUGCUAACACGAGCAGUGUGGCCUCAGGAGCAGUACAUAGUGGAGUACUCUCUGGAGUACGGCUUCCUCCGCUUGUCCCAGACCACCCGGCAACGCCUCAACAUCCCUGUCAUGGUCGUCACGCUGGACCCCAUGAAGGACCAGUGCUUUGGGGACACCUUUAGCCGCUUCCUCCUGGAUGAGUUCCUGGGCUACGAUGACAUCCUGAUGUCCAGCGUCAAGGCCCUGGCCGAGAACGAGGAGAAUAAAGGCUUCCUCAGGAACGUGGUGUCAGGGGAACACUACCGAUUCGUCAGCAUGUGGAUGGCCCGUACCUCCUACCUGGCUGCCUUCGUCAUCAUGGUAAUAUUCACCCUGUCAGUGUCCAUGCUGCUGCGCUACUCCCACCACCAGAUCUUCGUCUUCAUUGUGGAUCUGCUGCAGAUGUUGGAGAUGAACAUGACCAUCGCCUUCCCAGCAGCCCCUCUGCUCACCGUCAUCCUGGCUCUCGUGGGAAUGGAGGCCAUCAUGUCGGAGUUCUUCAACGACACCACCACCGCCUUCUACAUCAUCCUCAUCGUGUGGCUGGCUGACCAGUACGACGCCAUCUGCUGCCACACCAACACCAGCAAACGUCAUUGGCUGAGGUUCUUUUAUUUGUAUCACUUUGCGUUCUACGCCUACCACUACCGCUUUAACGGCCAGUACAGCAGCCUGGCUCUGGUCACCUCCUGGCUCUUCAUACAGCACUCCAUGAUCUACUUCUUCCACCACUACGAGCUUCCGGCCAUCCUGCAGCAGAUCCGUAUCCAGGAGUUGCUGCUGCAGAACCAGCAGGCGGGCCAGGGGGGCAACCAGACUGCCCUGCAGGACAACCUCAACAACAACACCACCACCGCUGCAGCUGGAGCAGCUCCAGCCCGGGGAGGGGUAGCCAAUGGCCAGGUCCGACCGCCAGACGAGCCCCAGGCUUCUUCGGCGGCCCAGGCCCAAGGUACAGCGACCCAGGCUUCCCAGUCUAACAGCCUGGCUGGCAGCGCCACGUCAGAAGGGGCCGGAGGAGAGUUGACGAUGACGACGGAGCUGGACUGGAUGGCGGAGACGGCGGCCAUCAUCACGGAGGCCUUGUCCUCCUCCUUGGCCCCCCAGCUGGAGGGGUCUUUGCUGGAGAGCACGGAAGGGGGGUUGCUGGGGGAGGUGGGGGGGGUCAUGGUUUCUGAGGCAGGCCUCAGCGUGGUGGCGGAGAUUCGAAUGGGGGGAGGUGGUGGAGGAGGAGAGGGCACAGAUGGCGCCAGUCCCAGUUUGGCUGCAGUGGAAAUCAAAACCAUAGGGGCCUGCAGUGCAGCGGGCUCAGGCCCGCCUCUUCCUCCCUCUCCUCCAAUGGGAGGACUUCAGGAAGCAGAGACUAGCCUCUCUAGUGUCAGUCCCUCCCUUCUUCCUCCUCCUUCUCCACACACAGACUGCAGUAGGGCAGGGGCUGGGGAGCCAGAAAGCCCUGGGCAGAGCCCCACAGACUGGGAGCCCAAGACAGAGGAACCCCCCAGCCCCACUCCAUCCUGAGCCCCCCUUCUCCAACUCACUCACAUACACACAUGCUACCACACGCAGAGGCAUCAUGUCUUCUUCUCCCCCCUCAAUUCCUCUUUCCGACACCGCAAGAUGGCCGCCGUGGCUUUAUUACUGUAAUCUCAUUCUUAUGACAGCAAGGAGAAGAGAGGGAUGGAAAGCUGAGAAAAGGAGAAGGUGCCCCCCUCCACUCUCCUCUAGGAUCUCUGCUACGGAAAUGUUUUGUUUAGCUUUUAGUUUCCCCAUCCUUAGUGGGACAGUGAAUUUUUCCAUCCGUCGCAGAGUUUUCUCUCGAAUUAUGUGUCAGACACACCAACUUUGCUGCAAAGGUGUGGAAUCGUUCGGGAAAGGCUACCGUGACAUUUUGCCAUGUGAUUUAUUUUUAUUUUUUAUGAUUGAGAAUUGAUUUGUAAAAUAGAGAGGCGGCAAUCCUAUUGCAUUGAUGUACAAUUCCUUAAAGGAUGUUUCUGUUGGUUAGGAGGUGUCUUGACGGGCUUUGGAAAUGGCAGUGUACCGUAUGCGUUUUCUUUUGAGAGCGCAGUGGACUACCAUACCAGUCAUCACAAGGCUGCAACACAUAUUGACUCUUAUCCUAGUCAUUCAUUCCAUCUGGUCCUCGAACCCAGAAGAAAAAAAAAGAAUACAACCUAGAGUUUCUGAGUUGCUCUAGUGUCCGAGUUGGUCAUUUGUCUUUCAGAAUGGUAAAACAUAGGCUAGUAACGUUGGAGGUUGUAGUCGUAACUGGCAACCGGCUCCACAAGUUAGCGCUAGCCCCGAGUGGAGCAUCAUGGGAAAUGGAGUUUACAUCCACUGUUCUGAUUGUUAAGUAGACCUGCUUGCUCUUGCUCAGAUUUUUUUCCCAGUCCACUUCUCUUACGACGAUUGGUAGUUGGCAGUUGCUCCCUGUACUUCUUGAGCUGAAGAAGAGCCGCCAUCGCUGCGGUUUCUCUCAUCUUAACCCCUUUUGAGUGAAACUGCAUCAUUGCUCCCCCCGGGAGCAUUUCUGUGUACUGUCUGGAGACUAGGCCCAUUCUCUCAUCACCAUGUUUUGUGUUUGUCUUUCAAAUUAGAAUCGCUUCACUAGUCAUGUGCAAAUGAAACAGAAUCAACUUGAAGGCUCGACCGUUGCCUUAAACACCUGUUUCAUGGUCUUCAAACUAAUUUCAGUCAAUAUUUGUCCCCAUGGCCCCUUAGACUGUAUUCCAAAAGAGGAGCAUGUGACUGUAAGAAAGAAAUACGCUUUAUCACAAGGAAGUUUUAUGGUUCCUGGCGUCAGCUGACUGAGGCCCACUCCAAGCUCCUAUAAAACACAGAUCUUUGCCCCAGACUGGCACAAGACAAUACCAGGCGAUAUUGAACAGCUUCAGGGUAAAGUCAUUGUACCCAGCCAACCCAUCUGCAUCUCAAUGUGUCAUUGAGAUCUACCAUUCAGCUGCCCAACUGGAUAGUUGUGACAAUAAGGCAUAUAUUGGACCCUGGGGGCAUUUAAUUUGGAAAAAUUAUAUUUCAAAUUAAUAUUUCAUAUUUCAUACAUUUUCUUGUUUCAAAACCUCCAGAAGAUGAUAAAGCUGCACUACCUUGAUAACCUUACCAGACUAUUAUAGUCACUGCUAUAUAACUACUCAGAAGGCUUGUAAAAUGCUACUGUGAUGCUAGUUGUAUUUGCUAGGGUCUAAAGACAAAACGUUGUUUUCCUUUACCUGUAAUCAGAUGGACCUGACAUGCAUCAUGCUUCCCCUUUCUGGAACUAGUGAACACGGUACUAACAUGGACAGGGCAUAAUACAAGUUGAGAGGUUUUGACAUUGUAACAGUAGUCAAUAAUGACAGGUGUGUUCGAUGUCUUCGUCCUCAGCUGUUUGAACUGAGAACAAUUUCCUGACCAGAGAGCUUUAUUUUGAUGAUACCUUAUAUGAUUCCAAAUGAGAUAUUAGUGCAAGUUGAGAUUCCCUUGGUGGCCUCAUAUCAGAGGAAAAUUGGUUAUAUUUCAACAGAAUGACGAUAAUCAAGGGACAUUUUCGUAAAAUAUAAUUGUUAAGAGUUCUAUUGAGAUACGAGGGGCUAGAAUAAUUUCUGCUCAGUGAGUUGGGUGGAGAUGUAGUCAAGGCUAUGCAAUGGGCAGGACAGAGGACGUGGUUAUGGGAUGAAAAGGUUGUCCAAAUUGUGCAAUAUGACAAGUCGGUUUAAAGAUGUCUUUUGAGUUCAUUCUAGGGGAAGCUAUUACUGAUAUGACAAAAAUAUGCUCCAUCAAUGAGGUUUUUAAUGAUCAGUUUCUUUAUCUGUGCCUAUAUUCCGGUCUGAGAGAAAGCGGGAUGAUUGUAGCCUUGCAAAAGUUGCUAUCCAUUUGUAGUUCAUUUUAGACAAUGUUAAAUGAAUCCUUCGAUCUGUGAUGGACUAGAUUCCUCAUUCAAAUGUAUUUAACUGUUCAGUAAAACAAGUGCAGUAGAAACAUUCUUUGCACAAAUUGC
Molecule: messenger RNA, 5879 nt
Organism: Coregonus clupeaformis (lake whitefish)
Lineage: Eukaryota; Metazoa; Chordata; Actinopteri; Salmoniformes; Salmonidae
Gene: tmem259
Product: transmembrane protein 259
Exons: 11
Coding region: 1199-3406 (735 amino acids)
Biological process (GO): positive regulation of ERAD pathway; response to endoplasmic reticulum stress
Cellular component (GO): endoplasmic reticulum
Source: RefSeq, a predicted model, not a curated record